UUGGUGGCUGUCAGAUCCUAAUCCUCCUUAUGUCCCUGUGAUCAAGCUGCAGAGAACUAGUGAACUAAACCUCUCGCAUACACGUGGGAUCUAAGUGCUUCUGAGCUGUCAAAAUAACCUUCUAGUGGAGCCAGCAAAUAAAGGGAUAAUGAUGACCUCUUCCUUUCCGCACACCCUGUGUAUAUAAUGCCCCCCCCCCCCCAUCAGCUGGUUAAACUGAAACAAACUAGCAAUGACGCCCUCGUGAUGCCCACGGCCACUAAUUCCCACACACACGUGGGCUCCUUCUCUUUAGGGGCACUGGGGAGACCAGCAGCACCUCUGCCCCCUCUCGCCCCCUCCUCUAACUAGCAAGUGAGGUAGGUUCUAUACAACUUUGCCAACCUCAGUUUUACUUUUUCUUCCUAAGUAGCAAUUUUCUCUUUGGCCACAUAGGGGAACUAUAAUGUGUCUUUCUGCUCUUCUGUUAUCUUCUCAGGCAGAAGCUUUUUUCUUGGAUAAAGUUAUACUGAAACUUUCAAACUGAUCUCACACCCUAAAUUGACGAGAUAAAAAAAAAAGAAAAAGUACCAGUUCUCUUUUAUUUACUUAUCCUGAACCAAGAGAGGAUCCAUUUUUUUCCCCUUCUUUUUUGAGAAUCAAGUUUUUUGAGAUCUGAUGGAUUCUUCCUCUCUGGCUUUUGCUUUCAACGCAGGUCAUGGAAAUUGACCCUAAAGGAAUUUUUUAAGCCAUAAAUUAAAUAAAGUCUUCGCCUGGGGGCUGAGAAUACCCAUCCUGGAACGGGCUUUCAUUGAGAGCUGACAAUAAUCACCCAGACUAGUGACUUAGCUAAGUGCAAAAUUUUCACAAAAAGUCAAUGAACAAGGGAGAUGUAUUUAUUGCUAUUACCCAAUGUCACUUUAAUGAAUUCACAAACCUUUUACCAGUGAUUUUUGGGUGUCGGGGUUGGUUUUCUUGAGUAUUUUGGCAGUGAUUCCUUCUGGUUUGGGGAAUUUUGAGAGGUGGUAAUGCCAUCAACUUCUGAAGUUCUGGCUGGUGUGAUAGGAGAACGCAACAUUGAAGAUUGGAAGGACAAACACUUAAUAAGUAUGUCUUCCAAGCAAGCCACCUCUCCUUUCACGUGUAAAGCAGAUGGAGAAGAAGAGAUGAUGGGGGACUUAGCAUCACGGGACAAGGAGGAAAGUCAUGACCAACACAUGACCACCCACCUGACUCUACACACACUAAUACACAACAAACCUCACUCUGAGGAGCUACCUUCACUUGUUUCUACCAUCCAAUCAGACGUUGACUGGGAAAGCAUGAUCGCUUCUCAGCAUAGAAUGGAAUCAGACAGCAAUAAACUUCGUUCUCUUAUUUCCUUCCGAAACACCUCUACCUCACCACACAAGCCUGAUGAAGGGGCUCGCGAGCGAAGCGAAUUUAUGUCCAAUGUUAAUUUCGGGACACCCGAACGCCGCAAGGGAAGCCUGGCAGAUGUGGUGGAUACUUUGAAACAAAAGAAGUUAGAGGAAAUGACGAGGACUGAGCAAGAAGAUUCUACUUGUAUGGAGAAACUUCUUUCUAAAGACUGAAAGAGAAAAUGGAACGGCCUGAACACAAGUGAGCUUCUGGGAGAAAUUAAAGGCACACCUGAAAGUUUAGCAGAAAAAGAGCGUCAACUUUCCACUAUGAUCACCCAGCUGAUCAGCCUCAGAGAACAGCUCCUCGCCGCCCACGAUGAACAGAAAAAACUGGCAGCUUCGCAGAUCGAGAAGCAGCGGCAACAGAUGGACCUUGCUCGUCAGCAACAGGAACAGAUAGCAAGACAACAGCAGCAGCUCCUGCAGCAACAGCACAAAAUCAACAUCCUACAGCAGCAAAUUCAGGUCCAGGGUCACAUGCCUCCGCUCAUGAUCCCAAUUUUUCCACACGACCAGCGGACGUUGGCAGCGGCUGCUGCUGCUCAGCAAGGAUUCCUGUUCCCUCCAGGACUAACGUACAAACCAGGUGAUAACUACCCCGUGCAGUUCAUUCCAUCAACAAUGGCAGCGGCUGCUGCUUCUGGACUCAGUCCUUUACAACUGCAGCAACUGUACGCUGCUCAGUUAGCCAGCAUGCAAGUGUCACCCGGAGCCAAAAUACCAACAAACCCACCUCCACAAAACACUGCAGGACCUUUGUCUCCAACUGCUAUCAAAAGUGAAAAGAGAGGGACGAGUCCUAUUGCACAGGUUAAGGAUGAAGCAGCGCAGCCCCUGAAUUUAUCAGCCAGACCGAAAACAGCUGAGCCUGUAAAAUCGCCCCCAUCUCCAAUGCAAAACUUUUUCUCAACCAGUAAAACCAGCCCCGUGAGCCUAUCGAACAAAAGUGGGAUUCCCAGUCCAAUUGGGGCAUCUCUUGGAAGAGGAUCGUCUUUAGAUAUUCUUUCUAGUCUUAAUUCACCUGCGCUGUUUGGGGACCAGGAUACAGUAAUGAAAGCUAUUCAGGAAGCUCGUAAGAUGAGAGAACAAAUUCAGAGGGAGCAACAGCAUCAGACGCAUGGAAUGGAUGGAAAAAUGUCCCUUAACAACAUGGGUUUGAACAACUGUAGAGGGGACAAGAUGCUGAUAGAUGCCAUCACAGGAAGGAUUUGCAUUAAAGAUGUACACGCAGAGAGAACACAUUUUGAAAACAUGGGGCAACAGUUCACAGGACAACCCAAUGAAGAUGGAAAACUAGGGCCCGGUGUCAUUGAUCUUACAAGACCUGAAGACGCAGAGGGAGGUACCACAGUUGUUGAAGCCAGAGUCUACAGGGAUGCACGUGGCAGAAGUACCAGUGAACCUCAUAUCAAGAGACCAAUGAAUGCAUUCAUGGUUUGGGCAAAAGAUGAACGCAGAAAAAUUCUCCAGGCAUUUCCAGACAUGCAUAACUCAAAUAUUAGCAAAAUUCUAGGUUCCCGUUGGAAAUCCAUGUCUAACCAAGAAAAGCAACCAUACUAUGAAGAGCAAGCUCGACUUAGCAAGAUCCACCUAGAGAAAUACCCCAACUACAAAUACAAACCUCGACCGAAACGUACCUGUAUUGUUGAUGGAAAGAAGCUACGCAUUGGAGAAUACAAACAACUUAUGAGGUCUAGAAGACAAGAGAUGAGGCAGUUUUUCACUGUAGGGCAACAGCCUCAGAUCCCAAUUAGCACAACUACUGGCGUUGUGUAUCCUGGUGCUAUUACCAUGGCAACCACCGCACCUUCACCUCAUAUGACGUCAGAUUGCUCAAGUAGUUCGGUCAGUCCUGAACCCACCAUCCCAGUUAUACAAGCAACGUACAACAUGAAGAUGGACAGUGCAAGCCUUGCUGAAAAUGAUCUGAUGAACGGAGUUGAUGAAAUGGAAAUGUAUGAUGACUAUGAGGAUGACCCAAAAUCAGACUAUAGCAGUGAAAAUGAAGCCAACGAGGCUGUCAGUGCCAACUGAGGAACAUUUGAAUAACUUUAUGGAAACUGAAAGAAAACAAAACAAACAACAUUACUCUUGACUUUGCUGGAGUUUUGAACAAACAAUAAAAAAAGAGCCCGCAUGCCUAUGUGGCUCCUACAACCCAUCAGCAGAAUGGUCUUAAAUAUUUCUUGAUGUGUGAGACAGAUUGACUUUCUCUAGUUUUGUUUCCCUUGAACUUUUUUUUUAAUUUUAGGUGAAGACAUAUAUAAAAAUCAGACAUCAGGACUAUCAGAACUUGAGAACUCUAAUGAACCCAUACCUGUCUUGCAAGUCUUACAUUUUUAGUGUGUUUCUCUCCUUUUUAUUUUUUUUUUGGAUGCUGAUAGAGUUUUAAGUUACUGUUUUUUAGAUGGGGGAUAAACAUUCUCACUCAGGUAUGCUGUGCCAGCCAUGUGAAUGUGUUUUUAUGCUGAUUUCAUUUAGAUGGUAAAUGCCAGUUUCUACAUAUUGUGAAUUCAAACGUGUACGUAAUAUGCUGCACAUAGUUAACAACACAGAGCUUAUUUAAACAGGAUUUUUUUUUAUCUUCUAAUGUGCCAAACAUUUCAUAUUCAUUCAGCCUAAAUGUUGAGAUCUUUAAAAAAAAAAAAUAAUAGACACUAAAAAGUCUUAGACAAUCUCUUUGUAUCUUAAACUUGGUAGUCAUUCAAAAGGUGUAGUAGUUGCUUACGUUUGGUAACUAUUCCCAUCUGACAUGAUUUCCAUAUAAUCUUAUAUUUUCCAGAGAAAUUCAAAAUACUCAGGAAUUUGGAGAUAUUUAGAAAGAAAGUAAACAUAGUUGCCAGUAACAUUGUUCAUGUUCGACUGCUUUUUCUGUUUUGAUAUGACAAAAUUGUAAGUUAUAACCUUGAAAAAGUAAGCACAAUUGAACAAUCACCAGUUAUAAAAUUGGGCUUAUAUUAAUAGUAUGCAAUCUUUGUACCUAUGUUAAAUUAACCCUUGUAUUCAGUCUUAAUCACAUUUUUUUUUCAUGAUCAGGAAUUGUUCAUUCCAGACUGCCAAGGGUCCAGUUGUACAAAACAUUUGUAAACCCUGAUGUGCUGCAGAAGAACAAAACACAUCUCUGUGCAGUGCUUAAAGGGACACUGAACCCAAAAUGUUUCUUUUAUGAUUCAGAUAGAGCAUGCAAUUUUAGACAACUUUAUAAUUUACUCCUAUUAUCAUUUUUUCUUCGUUCUCUUGCCAUCUUCAUUUGAAAAAGAAGGCAUCUAAGCUAAGGAGCCAGCCAAUUUUUGGUUUAGACCCUGGGCAGCACUUGUUUAUUGGUGGCUGAAUGUAUCCAUCAAUCAGCAAGAACAACCCAGGUCAUUCACCAAAAAUGGGCCGGCAUCUAAACUUUCAUUCUUGCUUUUCAAAUAAAUAUACCAAGAGAAUUAAGAAAAUUUGAUAAUAGGAGUAAAUUAGAAAGUUGCCUAAAAUUGCAUGCUUUAUCUGAAUCACGAAAGAAAAAAUUUGGGUUCAGUGCCCCUUUAAGUUCAAUCUCCGGCACUCAACUAUUUUAAAUGUUACUGGAUCUCCGAUAUAAAAAUAAUGUUUACCAUAUAGUCCCUGGAAGAAAGAAUGUUUGUUAUAGGAGGUGAUACCUUUCAUCGAACAAAUAAUAAAUUGUGGAUGAGAUACAGAGGUUUAUUCAUAAAACAAGAGCAUUUCACAAAAUUAUGGGUUUCAAAAACUGUAACUGGUUUAUAAAAAAUGUAUUUGUUCAUGGAGUGAUAUCACGUCCUUUUUUUUUUUUUUUCUAAAACUGUAUUUGUCCUAUUUUACAUCUGUUCUGUGCUAACUUAAAAAAGUGAAAAAUGCACUUUAAGAAGAACAGAAAAAAAUUAUAUUUAGUCUUUAUCCAAUGGCUGUUUUAUUUUGUAAGGAAACAUUCAUAAUUAUGUUUUGUGUUUUCUGUGUUAGACCUUGAAAUAAUUUAAUUUGCAAGCAAUGUACAAUCCAGUCAUGAAAGGUUGCUGUAGCCAUACAUGCAUAUAUUUAUUAUCUCCGGAUUGCAAUCACGGACACAAUCAAUUCAUUGGUUUUUCAAGAAUUUGGUGUCCUAAAUUAAUAUAAUUUCGAGAUCAGGUGUCUUUUCCAUUAUUAUCUAUGUGAUGUCAAAUAAUAAGCUGUAGGCUUCGCUAAUAACAUAUUAGGCAGGGAAGAAAGUUUUAUAUAUAUAAUAAUCAUUACUGUCAGAUAAUGCAGAGUCACUACUGUACAUUUCUUAUUUUAUUUCUAUGUAACUAUGUAAGAAAUUUUGUUUUAAUAUAAUAGAGUGAAGUAGAGAUUCACUAUGUUCUUAAUGCAACUCUUUCAAUGUCAGAGUAGGAAACGUACUGCUUACUAGUGACUGCUUGUAGCAUUUUAACAAGAUAUAGCCAUACUGUUUAGAACUAUAGCCAGCAUUUCUAUUCCUGGUAUGGUACAACCAUAAUAAUUUCCAAUGCUACAUAUCAUCUCAAUAAUGUGACCACACAAGGGAUUGUUAAUUUGUACUGUAGUUAUAUAUUUGUUUUAUGGAUGCAAUUAAUUUAUGUUUAAAAUACAAAUUUACCUUUACCAGUUGUGUACUGAAGUGUAAUUCAGAAAACAAGCUAUUGUUUGAGGUACAUCAAAGUAGUCUUAAAGGGACACUAAGGUCAAAAUCUAAAGGGAAAUUAAACUGCUGGGUACAACUAUAAUAACAUGGUUACUAUUUACCAUGAUCUUGUUAUUCCUUUCCUGCCUGCAGCUCUCUUGAAAGCUAUUGUCUUUGUAUUCCUUUAAAAGUGCUAGUUUUGGAAGCUCUGCAUCUUCACACUGGUGGCUGCCAUCUUGGAAUAUAAGUAUUCUUGUACCCUGUGACAGAAGUUGGUGCACAUUCACAGAUCAGUGAUAUUGUUAUCUUCCUGAAGAGCUGUAUAAUGCAUGUAGUUUGGGGGGCACAAUACAGAGCAGGAGCUGUACAUUUUUGCGGUGGCUGCAGUUCUCUAUAUUAUUUUUUGGUUUUCUCUAUCUUCUAAACUGUAAAUAAAAUUUCAAAAAUGUAACUUAUCUGCUUUCUAUUGUGCAAGUUAAUUGAAAGUGUCAGGUACAGCUGUCAAAAAGCCACUAAUGUUCUGUCACAGAAUACAAUAAUACGUGCGUACCAAGAUAGCAGCGCCCAGAAGAAAGCUGCAUAGCUUUACCGUCUGGCUUCUGAUACAGGUAGAGUAAGAAAACCAGAAGCAUGGUAAGUAUUAUCCAUGCCACUCUAGUUGUACGCGGCAUUUUAUUGUCCCUUUAAUUUUCAAAUUCAGACACAGCAUGCAAUUUGAACAAACAAAAACCUUUCCAAUUAAAUUCUGUUAUGAAAUUUUCUUCUUUUUCUGUGUAACUUUUGUUGAAGGAAACCUGAGUAAGCUCAUAGAUGCUGAGGAGCAACAAUGUAUAAUAUUGCUACAAACAUUGUUGCAAACACUGCUGCCAUUAAAUGCUAAGGACACAUACAUGAUUCUAUGAGAUUUACUCUUCGAAAAUGAUCUCCAACGGAACAAAGGAAAUCUCAUAAUAUUAGUUAACUGGAAAGUUUUUUGUUUUUUUUAAAUAAUUGCAUGGUCUGAAUGGUCUCAAUCAAGAAUGUUAAAUUUUGAUAUUAGAAUCCCUUUAACCAGUACCUUUUAGCAUAGUCAGACGGCAAUCCGUAGGAAAUCGUGAUUGAUAAUCUAACAAAGUACUGCUUUCAGACUUUAGAUAUAAAUGGACAGUAUUUGAUUCUACAAAGCAGAACUACAGUGCAAUAAAUGCUAUUCUUUGUAAGGAAGGUAAUUAAUUUGUGGGAAUCUAUUGCACAUUUAACAGGGACAGUGUAAACUAAAAUAAAAAAACUAAAAUUCUAUUCCAUUACAUUUUAAUUGUUUAUGUAACUGAAGUGUUGUAAGUUGUCAAAUUCUGACUAUAUAAUUUUUUUUUUUUUUAAAUAGAUUCUACUUAAAAUAAUAUCACUGAAUUUUGCUAAAAAUCCAAUAAAUCUAGUGGAGACUGUUGUUGAAAAGUAAAUUUAAUAAACCAUUUCCUUAUUAUUUUUUUAAAAAAGGAAUUACUUAAAUAAAAAAAUGCUUACAAAAUAAAAUCAAUUUCAUUGCAAUCAUUUUAAAUUGAUCUCAAUAAAUUAAUGCCAGAACCUCUUUGUAUAAAUUUUAGAGGUUGAUUGUUCCUAUGUUAACCACUAGAGUGCUGUUUGAGCAAUUUUUUCACAUACAAAAAGAAAGACUAGUGUGUUCUUUUUUUUCCAUAUGAAACAGAGUAGUUUACUACAAAAAUGUUUGAAUAAAUUAUUAGGAUUUUUACUUCAUUCCUAAUGCAAAAAAAAUGAUUAUUUCUGGAGUGACUUAAAAGCCUAUAUUUUGCUACAUUUCUAGAAACAAAUUAAUAGUUUACCUUUGAUAUAUAAUAUAUAAAUGCAACUAAAGUUUGUGCCAGAUAUUGUUCAUUAAAUGCAUUAGUGAAGGGAAGCCAUUAAAGCCAGUAUUAUGUAUACAAGCAAUGUCCCAUUUCAAUAUUGUUUUUCUAUUUUGGAAUUAUUUUGGAAUGAUUUUGUCACUUACAACACUUUUUGUCCAUGUAGUUUGCCCGAAAAUUUGUAUUUAACAGAUCUAACAUAACAAUGAAAGCCUUAUAUCUUUUGUUCAGUAAAAGAAAAUUCUGAAUUUUUGUUUUUCAUUUAUUUAACCCAUUUUGCUGUCCCUGUGGCAAAGUGAUUUAAUGACAUUUUUGCAUCAUUUUUAUGUGCAGCCAAUCAUUUAGGUUAGCAAAUAUUUUCUUUUUUUAUGACUGUAAUAGUUGUAAAAAAACAAGAAAUACUGUUCAAUAACAAAAAUACUUUAAUACUGAAACUUGAUUUUGCUUGUACUACAAAAGCACACAUGCAUAGAUUUUUAUAUAUACUAAUAUAUAAAAUGGAUAUAAAUGGUACUUUUAAGCAAUUCUGACUAAUGUGAAACUGUUGUAUAAAAAAAAAAACCUGAACAAAAGUCAUCUGUUUUGCUAUGUGUGGGUAAGCCUCACAGUUGCCGGAUCUGAGUCAUUUAUACGUCUUGUUAUUACAUUUAUUUAUGCAUAAUACUUGUAUGUUUGAACACUUUGUUUAAGCUCCAGUUUUUCGCAAGCCUUAACUAUGUGUAAGAUUAUUUUAAAAUAUUGGUUACAUUAAUUAGACAAAAUAUUAUAUAUGUGGCCUGAAAAAAAUAUAUUUUAUAUAAAAAAACAUACUUAGCAACUUUAAAUUUAUUUAUUAGCCAGUAUAGGCUCUAAAAAAUUAUAACCAAUGGUCAUGUUAUCUAUAACUGGAGCUUUGUUAUAGCAACAUAGAUAAUUUACUAUCUAGUUUUAGAUUUUUUUUCAUUUUGUAAAUAUAUAAUAAGAAAUAUAUUUUAUUUUUCACCUAAUAUGUUAUUAAGUAAAUUAUAAACUGCAUUAAUGGUUAUUACAUGCUUAUUUUGGUCCAUGGCAGAAUGCUGAUAAUUUACUGUAGUUAUUAAAUAUUUUACUAAAAAUGAGAAUUGAAGAGUGUAAGAUAAGGAAAGCAAAACACAUUAUUUAAACAACAAAUGUGCUGUCUCACAAAUACGUUGCUGAUUCUAUGAGACACAAUUAGGUAUUAAAGAUAUAUAGCUAUUGAUCUCUGCAAAAGUCUUUCAUAUAGAUUUUGUAUUGGUUAUAUUUUGAGGCGCUACAUUUUUAUUAGAGCUCAAGUCAUAUUUAUAUUCAAAUAUCAAUAGUAUUCCUUUUUUAUUAAUGAAUCACACACACACAUAUAUAUAUAUAUAUAUAUAUAUAUAUAUAUAAACAGAUACAUUAGAUAGAUAGAUUGAUAGAUGAUAGAUAGAUCGAUAGAUAGAUUGAUAGAUGUGACAUAUAGAUAGAUUAGAUAGGUAGGAGGAAGGGAAACAUUUUUUACUUAGCAUAAAGUGUCUUGGAUUAUUUUAUUACAUUAGCAUAAAAUACAAUAAUUCAGAAAUAAUCAGUAAUAUGUGCUGCAUCUACACUCACUUUAAAUUUUCAAGCUUUUGCCAUAUUGUAUGUAUUCUUUUUUUUUAGAUUAAGUUUUGUGCCAAAUCAUCCCUGUAUUACUCUAGGAGUUCCAGCAGCUCCUAGCAUGGAAAAUGUGCUGAGCAAAUUGUGUCUUUGCAUACGACAAAAUGGUGCAUUGAAUAUUUAAAAAUACAUCUCAAAGAUAGGAAUAUUUUACUCAAUAAUGAAGGUAUUAAAACGAGUUUAUCCUAAACUGUAUUCACCAGUGUUUUUUAAAUUGUUAGGAAUACAUUUAUUGGUAAAAACAAUACAUUUAGUUGACCUGUUUUCCUUAAGCAUUGGCUUUAUUUAUAUUAAAAAUAGCAGCAAAACACCUCUUACAAUAAUUCACUACUUUUUUAGUGUAUAAUAUAAAGGUGUAUUUAAUACAUCCUAUAUCAGUCUAGAAGUUUAGUGUAUCAUAAGUCUAUUAAUAUUAUCUUGGAAACUGGCACUUAAAAAAAAAAAAGAAGUAAACAUAAGAGUUGUUUUUAAGUCAAGAAUGUUUCUUAAUGAUUUAAGAUUUUACUUCUUAAAGUGAUGGUAAACUUUAAAUAAUCAAAUGCCAUAAAUGUAAUCUUUGCCAUUAAAAAAGUAUAUGUGUACCUUUUUUAAAAAAAAAUCCAUCUGUGAAAGGGUUAAAUUAGUACAUAUAUUAAUGCUUCUAUUACAAUAUUAUGCCGGCCCACAUGGAUGAACUCUUUUUUUUUAAUGACAAUUCCAAUGAACAUCCAAUCAACAUGUGUGUCAUUUGACAAUCUUGAAUUCCAGCCCCUUUAAAGCCCAUAGAAAGCCUAUGUAGAGAGUGGGUGUGACAAUACCAAUUAUGAUUAUAAAUCUUUUAUUAUAAAAUAUAUAUCUACACUUUAAAAAAAAUUAAUUAUGUGGUUUUACUUGAAAACUAAUAUAUGAUUUAUUGCAACAUUCUUAUAGUCUGAAAUUUACCAUCACUUUAACAAUCCUGCUUUUUCAAAUAAAGAUACCAAGAGAAUGAAGAAAAAAUGCCUAUAGGAGUAAAUUAGAAAGAUGCUUAAAAUUGCUGCUUUGUCUGAAUCACAAAAGAAAAAAAUUGGGUUUACUAUCCCUUUAAUCACCAAGUCAAUAAAGGAAUGAAUAAUUGUGAGGCAUUGGUUUCCAACAACAGUUUCACAUUAGCCCAGAAAGAAGAAGUGUUAACUGCUUACAUACGUAAUGAUGCGCUUUGCAAAUUCAAGUGAUCAUACAAUUGCUAUGCAUAGUCAUUUAUAAACUCACAGUCUACACAAAGCAAUAGUGCACAGAAAAGAGGAAAAAAAUAUGGUUUUGUCAUAUUAGUAUGAAAUAAAAAAUCACUGCUGGAAAUCAUGUUCAUUAGCUGGAUAAAAUGAUCAGCAUACACAUAUAUCACCAUCUAGUCAAUUGGCUCAGCUCCCUUUCACCUGGUACAAAAAAAGAAAACUACAUUUUCAAAGUAACUUAUAUAAGAUAGCACUUGGUACCAUUUCAUUCAACACACAGCUGGUAUUAACAUAAAUCUUUGUUCUUCUUUACGUCUUAUUCUUACCUAAGGUACGAUUUUGUCUGUAGCAGUGAUGGGUUCAUUGCGGGAUUGGUUCGGUGCUGGUUAGGAGCCAAUGCACUUUGAUAUGCAGUGUGUUUUGUCACUUCCAACACUGAAGGGUUUAAAAGACAAUUUUGAUUAGAAUGUGAAAUAUAGAGUUUGAGGUCAUAGGUGCUUUUUGUCAUAUGUCAUUGAAAUCUGAAACUGGCACUUAAAACACACUUUGUCAAAAAGCAAACAAUAUUGAUGACCUCAGUUUACAAAAGCACUUGUUACAUUUCAUUACUUGCUUUCUCACCCAGUCCUUUGUUUUGUAAAGUGUUUUUAUGUUUUAUUUUAUACUGAACUGUAGAUCUUUUUUGAUAGUAUCCCACAUGUAUCAUUUUUUAUAGUCACAUGUCUUUUUGACUGCUCUUUUUUUUUUUUAAAUACACAAUGUUUUAAUUGAUGUAGACAUGUACUAAAACUGAAACAAUGAAUGCAGAAAAUCGUCUAUAAUACGAGUAGGUGCAAAGCAACUUCAUGACAUGGCUUGCAUUGUAACGUAAGCUCUGCUUGGCGAAGAACCAUGAGUGAGGUCUUUGGUGCUCUUGCAGUAUGGGAAGGUGCAAAUAUGUAAUUGUAUGCUGCACAUUGCAGAUCGACUAGUGUGCAUUGUAUGUCUGUCUUCCUUUGUCACUUGUGCUAUGCUUUUUUUGUAAGAAAAAAAAAAGAUAAGGAAAUAUCCUUCCCCUUUGUACUCCCAGCCAUCUUAUAGCAUAAUAAGAAACAAAUGCUUAGCAUUUAUGUUUUUACAUUAUUGUAAUGUCUAUACAAAGAUACAUUAAAACAAACUCAAAGCUGUUACUACAUACCUUACUGUAAACCCCUCCCUCUAAUGACAUUGUAAUGUUUGUGAUGUUUUAUUGUGAGAUUAUAAUCUAUGUUAAUUUAAUUAGCACAAUUCACUGACAUGCUGGACUGACAGGCUGGCUGCUGUUUGGAAGUGUAACCUGUUGUUUAGAGCUGUUGGAACAACCCAGUUUGUGUUGUCAUGGAACUUUGCUUUGGUUUCUACGGUAACUAAAAUGGGUUUUACUCAUUAAGAGCUAGGGCUGUUAUUUUUAAACACCCGCUAGCAAAAUUAAACUGGCAGUUCUUUUUUCUUUGAGUAUAAAUUCUAUGUACAAUGCAGGUACCCAUCUACUCCAAUGGCUUCUAACUAUUUGGACGUUUAGAGAAAAAAAAGAAAAAAAAAAAGAAAGAAAAAAAAACUAGUGUCUAUUGCUGCUUUGAAUAUGUUUUAAAGUCUGAAAAUGUAAAUAGUUUAUGGAAAAAAAAUCUUGUACAGUCCAGUGUAAAGUUUUUAACUGAACUUAAACGUUGCCAUCACUUGUUCCUGACACGCUCCUCUUGAUACAGUACAAAUACCUGUUUGCAAAGGAUAAAGAUUAAAUAAAUCUGAUCGGAAAUGAAAAUGUAAUUGUUUAUUCUCAGCUUUUGCUUCAUUGCAUAGACAGAAUUAUUGCAUCCACUUGUGCAGUAUUGACGUGAGGUAAAUAAAAAAAUAUUUCAGUGGUACUUUUAUUUUAUAUUUUUUUAAAUGUGUUCUCCAUCUCUGCCUCAUUAAUUAAUGGAAAGACACAUUUAAAUGGCUUCUUUUUUUUGUAAUACGUUACAGUGUAUGACAGCACCUUAGUUACACACAUUCAUAUUGCACAAGGUGUUUUUGGAUAUGUUUAACAUGCAAUGCUGUUAGGACAAAACUAAACAUGCUAAGAUAGGUACGAGAUCCUCUAGGGAGUGGUUGAAAGACUGCCUGUUAAGCUAAUUUACCUCAAUACUGUCCUCUCCACUCUUAAUCAACUCACCAUCACUCCAUCUUUUGUACUGCUGUUGACACUUACAAAUUAAAGAUACAUUUUGUUGUA
Molecule: messenger RNA, 12923 nt
Organism: Bombina bombina (fire-bellied toad)
Lineage: Eukaryota; Metazoa; Chordata; Amphibia; Anura; Bombinatoridae
Gene: SOX6
Product: SRY-box transcription factor 6
Exons: 19
Biological process (GO): central nervous system development; regulation of transcription by RNA polymerase II; positive regulation of chondrocyte differentiation
Cellular component (GO): nucleus
Molecular function (GO): DNA-binding transcription factor activity, RNA polymerase II-specific; RNA polymerase II cis-regulatory region sequence-specific DNA binding
Source: RefSeq, a predicted model, not a curated record